This is a messenger RNA of Dendronephthya gigantea, 360 nucleotides long. RefSeq lists its product as uncharacterized. Bases 18 to 329 code for a protein of 103 amino acids. Lineage: Eukaryota; Metazoa; Cnidaria; Anthozoa; Malacalcyonacea; Nephtheidae. The record is from RefSeq and is a predicted model, not a curated record. The transcript has 2 exons.
UUGUAAUUGCUUCAGAUAUGCGUGUCGAUAGCCCUGGACACACCGGUCUUCUUGGAUCGGGCAGUACAAUGGAUGUUGACAGAAACGUCAUAUUGGAUACACAAGUCAUUAAGUCCACGGAAGUGAAAAACUCCAAUGCGAUGGAGUUGGAAUCGUUGAAACGCCAAUUAAAAUGUUUAGAAGAUAAUAAUGUCAAAGUGUCAAAGUUGGUAACGGAUCGACAUCUUCAAACAGCAAGCUACAUGGCGAAUGAAAAGCCAGAGAUUGAACAUUCUUAUGAUGUGUGGCAUGUAGCGAAAGGUGCAAAACCGAUUCUCUUUUUUAGUUAGACCAUACGGAAAGACCUUCUAAUUAUUUCCU